GAAGGUCUUCGAUUGAAGAUAAACAUAUUCCUCAAAUUAUUCUUUGCACUAAUUUUGUUUUGUAGGAAACCAAAUAUAUUUGAUAAUAUGAUGGCCAUGAUGGAAAAAUAUGCGAAUAAUCUGGAAGUAUUAGUAGAUGAAAGGACCGAUCAACUCCAAGAGGAAAAGAAAAAAACUGAGGCUUUGCUGUAUGAAAUGUUGCCCCGGCCCGUGGCAGAACAACUGAAAAGAGGAAAGAAAGUGGAAGCAGAAAGUUUUGAUUGUGUAACCAUAUAUUUCAGCGAUAUCGUAGGUUUCACUGCAAUGUCUGCUGAAAGUACUCCUCUACAGGUGGUUGAUUUUCUGAAUGAUCUCUAUACCUGUUUUGAUUCAAUCAUCGAGCACUACGACGUAUACAAAGUUGAAACUAUAGGAGAUGCCUAUAUGGUGGUGAGUAUGUUGUGA
Leptinotarsa decemlineata (Colorado potato beetle) is the source of this 444-nucleotide messenger RNA. Its product is annotated as guanylate cyclase 32E. Gene Ontology annotation, cellular component: plasma membrane. Gene Ontology annotation, biological process: cGMP biosynthetic process; receptor guanylyl cyclase signaling pathway; intracellular signal transduction. Gene Ontology annotation, molecular function: protein kinase activity; ATP binding; guanylate cyclase activity. Lineage: Eukaryota; Metazoa; Arthropoda; Insecta; Coleoptera; Chrysomelidae. The record is from RefSeq and is a predicted model, not a curated record.